UACAAGUGGUGCGGUGAUGGCGGCAGCAAUCCGUCGCCAUCGCCUUCGAAUGCUCCCAAUCCUUCGACUACAUCCAGUUCCAAGCCAUCGACUACCUCCAGCCCCAAGCGUACUCCAUCUAGCAAACCCUCCACGACCAAGCAACCAACGCUCUCCCCUGCUACAUCUCUGAAACCGACUCCUACAUCGUCUCCUAACACACCACCAUCCCCUCCUGGAAAGUCCGGCUUGACCAACAUUUUGUCCAAGGAAUUGUUCCUUCGCAUCUUCCCUGAAGCCCUCCCCAUCUACAACUACGAAAACCUCGUGGCCAUCGCUGAAAAGUACCCCGAAUUCGCCAACACUGGCGACUCCGACGUCGACCGCCGCGAAGUGGCCGCCUUCCUCGGCCAAAUCUCGCUCGAGUCUGGCGAUCUUCGCUACGUUGAGGAGAUCAACAAGUCCACCAUGUGCCAGCAGUCACCCAAGUACCCGUGUGCGGCUGGCAAGCAGUACUUUGGUCGUGGCCCGAUCCAGUUGUCGUGGAACUACAACUACAAGGACUUUGGCAAGGCCGUCAACUUGGACUUGGUCGCGAGCCCUGAGCUGGUCGCCACAGAUUUCGACUUGGUGUGGUGGAGUGCGUUGUGGUACUGGAACGAUGAAAGGUGGAACGGCAACAUCCACAAGGUGGUGGGUCUCCCCGGUGGCUUUGCCAAGGCCACUCACAUCAUCAACGGUGGCUUGGAAUGCGGUGUGAACCCUCCCAACCGUGACUCGGAAAAGAGCCGCAUUGCCAGUUUCAAGAAGUUCUGCGAGCUCUUGGGGGUGGCUCCCGGGGACAACUUGUCGUGCCAAACCGCUGAUUUCCGCCCCAAGGCGCUUUAG
This is a messenger RNA of Aphanomyces astaci, 867 nucleotides long. RefSeq lists its product as hypothetical. The annotation marks the transcript as partial. Lineage: Eukaryota; Oomycota; Saprolegniomycetes; Saprolegniales; Verrucalvaceae. Gene Ontology annotation, molecular function: chitinase activity. The transcript has a single exon. The record is from RefSeq and is a predicted model, not a curated record. Gene Ontology annotation, biological process: chitin catabolic process; cell wall macromolecule catabolic process.